Molecule: messenger RNA, 4697 nt
Organism: Cuscuta epithymum
Lineage: Eukaryota; Viridiplantae; Streptophyta; Magnoliopsida; Solanales; Convolvulaceae
Source: the annotation of a GenBank genome assembly
CUCCAACCACACAACCCUUUCAUUCUGAUUCUUACUAUCCUUCAUCACAUUACCCUUGGGUAAGCGUAAGACGAGGCUCCAUUCUUGAAUUUAUGCUUCUAAAUAAAACGCCUGAGGAAAUAUCUGAAUGUUUUAAGGAUAUCAUUUGUUCCUUCUGUGGAGGAGAUCACCAUUUAUGUCUUUGCCCCAUCAAACCUCUAUAUGACCAUCCUUUCCGGGAAACUGCUUACCCCACUUCUUCCUCCCCACAAUUUACGAACACAAAUGUUUCAGUCACUCCCACGUCUUUGCCGAGCUAUGAGCCACAUGAUGAAGUGGAAGAGAUAAUUUCAGAGAAGCUGUCUGACCUGGAAGAAACACUUAGGCAAGUCAUGCAAGCAACUGAGGCGUGCAUGGCAAUUCAACAGCAAGCAAACACAAGGAUGCAGAACAUGGAGAAUCAAUUGGGGCAGAUUAUAAAGGCUUUAUCUGAGGAGUCCGAGAGAUCUCAUCCUAGAGACACAGAAAUUGAACCUGAGGAAACCAAUAGGGAUGAUCAUGUGAGUGAGUCGGACUGCGAAGGUGGGAAUAUGACGGAUGAUACACUUCCUGAUGUUUUUGAAUACCCUGAUGAGAACGCUGUUAACGAGAGUUGGGAUUCCUUCAUGGGGAGUGAUACAGAGUCCGGAGGAGAGGUUGUGAAUGUUCAUGAUAUCUGUGAGGAAGAAGAGGACUUUUCUAUGGUGCAGUUUGAUUACGGUGUUGCUCAUACUCCUUGUUUGGAGACAUGUUUUGAGCUUCCGGUGAUGCCUAGAGUAAUCAAAGUUUUCACUCAUGUUCCCUAUCCACCUGAAAACGAUGAGAGUUUCAUACUUCACUUCUGCACUAAUGAGGGUUAUGAAGACCAUAUGCUGCCUACGUGGACUGAAGAAUUUAAAGAUCUGCGCCACCUAAUGACAUUUGUUGAGAGGAAGCUGGAGACGUUGACUAUAAGUGCACCACUGCAGUCUUUGCUAUUUGAGAGCACAUGAGGAAGUUUCGUCGGGCAAACGACGUUAAAAAUAGUGCUACUUGGGAGGCAACCCAAGCUUAUUUCUGCACUUUUGUUUUUAUUUGUUUGUUUGCUUUCAGAACCCCCCCCCCCCCCACCAAAAAAAAACGGGGUGUUUUCUGUUUUUGUGGUUGUGUGUUUUGUUUUUGCAGCUCAGGGUCUUGCUUUGGGGAUGAUGUGCCGAGGAUCAUUGACUCAAUUUAGUUCUGCACCGACCAGCGCUAUAGGGAAGUUUCUUUGACUCUUUUCCUCGCUUGUUGAAAUAUUGACUUGAGUAAAAUUGAGCACGCGUGACCCUUUCCUCUUUACCCUCUUGUGCAUAGUGCAUUUUUGGUCAUCGAGGACGAUGCCAAAGUUUAAGUGUGGGGGAGUGAAUUGGGCAUUCGGGCAGUAGUUGUUACAUGUGAUUAUUAGAGUUAGCAUGCGCAGGUAUUAGUUGUAUAUUCGUAGAAAAGUCAUGUCAAAUUUUUUGAAAUUUUUCUUUAAACUGUGUCUUUGUGAGCUGGCUAGCGUUUCGACUAUGCUUUUAUGACAUUUUUGAAUUGUUUAGGCUUAAAUUACUUGCAUGGUAAUAUAGUUGUUGAAAGGAUGAAGGCAUUAGUCACCCAUUGAAUUUUCCAUUAAUCAUCCCCCCACCUGAAAAAAAUCCUUUAGGAGAAACUAUUUUGAGCCUGACCGUUUAUUGUUUAUCCAAUUAAUUGAGCUCCAUAGCCAAAUGGACCGUGUUUCCUUACCCGUGAAUAUUUCUGACAUAGUUUUGAUGUUUAGGGAACUAAGGGAUUAAUUUGUUAAGUUUAGGGAAUUUGUGUAGGAGCCAAUUUUGGCAUUGUUCCUAUGCCCCAAAUGGGGUAAGAGCUGUCAUCUUUUAGGAAUAUGAUACUUUCGAGGAUUGCAUUGUAGGCAUGGAUUCACUUUGAAAUUAAUGAACUUUAAUUGCUAUUUUUCCUUGGUGAGGCCGAGAUUAGAAUGGGGUAAUGUCUAGUGAGAAUCCGAAAGGUGAAAAAUUAAUAUAGCUAGACCUCUUACUUUGCGAAAAAGAGAAUGAGAGCCCCGGUCAAAAAGCGUAAGAUGAGACUUGGGUAUCUUUCGAAAGAAACGGCGUUCUCGUGCCAACAUGACAAGGAAAACUAAACAUAAUUAAUGAACUUGGAGGCUAUUAUAAAAAUUUAGCUUUAGUCCUCCGCGUACUUCAAGUAUACGUCAAAGCAAAAAUGUGCCGCGACGGUUUAGCUUAGUUGUACACCAUGUCUACUCUUUGCAUAGGUUUAGAUGAUUUUUCCUAAAUUGUGGCCUACUAAGUUCCUUGUUCUUAAAAAUAGCCCCGAAAUUCCCGAAUGCAUUGAGUCUUUGUCAGGAUAUUCCAAACUCUAAAAAAAAAAGAGGGACUGAUUUUGAUUAUCCAUUGACCAUUCACCACCACCUUCACAAGUCCUUCUGAUCAAUAGCUAGUUUAUUUGUGUACGUUGUCACUACUUUGAGGAUGUUGUGAAUAAAUUUGUCAAAUAGUUUAGCUUGAGUACAAAGAUGUAGUUUAGAGAUGAAUUUUCUUGGUUUAGUCUGCCUAUUCUGUGAAUAUCGCUUUAACUACUUGUGCAUGCUAAUUAUUUUAAUUCUGUGUGGUGAUUAUCGUAAGUCCCGUUGUUGAGUUUGCUUCAGGACAAGCAAAGGCUUAAGUGUGGGGGAAUUUGAUAAGUCCCUAUUUUGACACGUAUUUGAUGCGUGUUGAGAUCGGCUUUUGAUGAUUUUCCUAGAUUUAAGGUGUUACAAGUCUCAAUUUUAGCUCAAGUUAUGUUUACCGGGCGUUGGUUCGAGCUUUGUGUUGUUUGUAGUCAAAAUCAGGGAAUUUGAGCCCGGCACCGGCACUUGAGGAACAAUCGGGAUGAUUCGAGAGACAUUCAAGAAAGAUUUGAGAGAUUUGGAGGUCACCGGGAGGUUCACAAUGAAGAUUUGAAGGUAAACCGAGCUCUAGGAUUGGCUACGGGGUCAAAAGAAGAUGAAUGAAGCUUGAAAACGACGAUCAGGAUGACCUUCUGUCAAUCGUUCAAUCAUAUAUCUCUUUAGAAACCAGCAAUGGACCCGAUUCAAAGUUCAUAUGAAAGCUAACUUCAAGAGCUACAAAUCCUAUGAAGACACCUUUGCGAGAAUCUGAAAGGAAGAAGGUGAAAACAGAUGAUGAAGUCAGAUGAUCUCUGCUGCGAUUUCAGAAAGACACCUUCCACCGUUUUGAUCAUAUCUCUUGAUUGGAUGAUUCAAAUCACAUUCUGCGAAUUGGGGUGGAUAGAGGACUUCAUUAUCUACAACUUUCAUGAAGGAAGUUUUGUCAAAUUCGGAAGUUAAGUAGGAACGAUCGUGCCCUCAAAGUCAGACACGAUCGUGCGUGAAGAGAAAACACAGAGGAGUUACUGCCAGCCAGGCACGAUCGUGCCUAGAGGGAGGCACGAUCGUGCCUGCCCAAAAUGCGCGUUUUUGCUCCGGAGGCACGAUCGAAGGCACGAUCGUGCCUGGCUCCGAAAAUCCUAAUUCAGCUCAAAUUUCACCCGAUUUUUCUAUUUAAAGAGCCUGUAAACCCCGUUUUCAAGGGGGGAGCUUAGAGAGAGUGCCUAGCACGAAAUUUAGAGGGGUUUUCAGCCUUGUUCAUCAAUCUUUUGGUAUUCUUUGUAAGUUCCAUCUUUUUAAUUAAUGACAAUUAAUUCUUUUUAUUCCAAUUCUAUUGAUUCUUCAAUUAUGAAUUGUGAGUAGUUUUAAAUAGGAAUUUGGGAUUGAUGAAGGGGUUAAUCAUGAUGUAUGGCUAGAUUCUUUUCGGUUUAAUUGCAUGAAUGCCGUUUAAUUUGUGUUUGAAUAAUUUAAUUGAUAUCUUUUGUAACCUAGAAUCGCGACUAGAAUUACAAUUGCAUGUAGAAUAAAUUAAGAGAGAUCUAAUUUGUUCUAGGACACAUUCACACACACUUAAUCGUUCGCUAAGAUAUUAAUAGCGAUUAAGGGGCCGUAAGCUCGCUCGUCUUGGCAAUAAUUUAGGAUCCUGUCGCAUGAGAGAUCAGUCUGGUCCCUUAAAUUAUUGUACUCUACGCCGUGAGAGCGGUAAGAACUUAGUAAUGAUUAGCUAGGCUCAAUUAAAUUAAUUUCAUGUAAUUAGGCCUGAUCUGCCAGAAAUCUGGUUACCCCGGAAUCGAUCUCUGUUCCCUUCGUCAUUAAUUAGAAAGAACCCCCUAGUUUAAUUGUUCGCAUUAGUUUUAUUUUCCAAACCAACCAAUCUCGCACGACGCUUUUAUUUUAUUUUCUUUUUAAUCGCUUAAUUUAAUUAAUUCUUGAUUCCCUUUUGUCCGUCCCUGUGGAGACGAUACUCGUACUUACACCACUAUUUUACAAUCUUUUUAUGUGCGAGAAAACACUCAUCAUGUACAGAAGAAAAGGACGGAGGAUUGAAGAGUGACGAGAAAAAAAGGAUGACACCCAUCCCUGAGGGCCCCCCAACACCGACCGGACAACACGAUGGGAGGAUGUAAAUUGGACUAUAAUCACAAUCUGACAGAUAAAGAGUGGAGCUUCGUCCCCAGUACUUGCAGAGACCCUAUGCAUUUUUAGCAUAGUAACCUCUCAUCGCAGUUGCCAGGAUUCGAACCCGGGACCUAACUCUUGUGGCACUCCCUCGCUACCAGUUGAGCUACGC